AUGCCUCGAACCAACUUGGCAUUGCGGGCCAACAUUAAGGGAAGUGAAAUCAAUUUUAAAAGAAUCUGGAUGCCGCUUCGCCUUGACAACUCUGAUUAUACACAGAAUGUGCUUGAUCGUCAGUCUGUUAUCAAUCUUAUCCGAAGUGUCUACGAUCCUUUGCUGACCGCUUGGCUUGCUGAGCCAGGCCAUACCUGGCAAAACCAGUUCUCGACAAGCAGUUCCGGUAAUGAGUUUCAAGCACAGAUUCUAGCUAGAAUUGGAGAACUUCCAGCAGGAGUUCAGUCGAUAGAGUCUGAGAACAUCCUUGGUGGAAUUCUAUACGAUAUUCUUCGGUUUUACCGAUUCACCGAUACCGCCUGGAGGGUACCUUUGCCUGCCCCUGCUGCCCCUGCCCCUGCCCCUGCUGCUACGCCUUCUGAGGGGUCAUCUGGGGAUGUGCUUGUUGCUGCUAACUUAGAUAUGCUUACAGCUGCGGCAAUCCAGGUGCUUGGGCCUACUGCCACUGCUCCUACUCCACUAGAUAUGCUUACAGAUGCGGCAAUCCAGGUACUCGGACCUACUGCUACUACUCCUGCUCCUCUAGAAAUACUUGCAGAGGUUGCAGGCAUAGCCGAGCCUUAUCCUACUAUUUCUCCUAUUUAUUCCCCCGAUAUACUUGCUGCUGCUGCUGUCACCCGUCCAUAUGCUGCUGUGCCUGCUCCGAUUGACUCUCCUGCUCCUGGGGCCAAGCGAGGCCGAGACGAUGAGACCGACGAUGAAUCCGAGCAACCGGCUAAGAAGAAGCAAGCGGUGAGUCCGAAAUAA
Penicillium verrucosum is the source of this 807-nucleotide messenger RNA. RefSeq lists its product as uncharacterized. The coding region runs from base 1 to 807 and encodes 268 amino acids. The transcript has a single exon. NCBI's taxonomy places the organism in Eukaryota, Fungi, Ascomycota, Eurotiomycetes, Eurotiales, Aspergillaceae. The record is from RefSeq and is a predicted model, not a curated record.